UUUUGUAUGAUCCCUCUUAUUUGAAUGAUUCUGAAAGGGGGAUGUAACCUUUCGACCUCAACUUUAUCUUUCCUUUUGCCAGUGCUUUCACAGUUUACAAAAGGACGUUAUUAGCCAAAAUCAGGUCCUAUUUGUCAUGUUUGACUCAAGUUUGAAUGCAGUUUGAAAAUGUAUAUUCCGUUUUGUCAGUUCUAGUUUUGCCAUAGUUGCUGUUUUGACUUUGUAAGGUAGAAAUGCAGCAUUAUGGUUUAUGCUUCCUUAUUCAUCAACACAUUCAUGGGUACUGCAUAUACUUCUAUAAUCAAAGCAUUGCCCACACCUGAUUUGCAUCUUCCGAUUAUCUUUUCGGAAUAUUAUGCAACUUUUUUGCAUAUUUCAUAAUAUUAUUAUUCAUAACUUUGUACCAAAAUCCCUUACUCUGAGAUGUGCAGAAGUUUCUCAGGGGAGACCCUUUCAAUCUUUCUCCUUCUCCUGAUUCUCUCUCUUCCUUCCCUUCCCCCAACGGUUUGAAUUCUUUUUUCUUUCUUUUUCACUUGAUUCCUUUAAUACCCCCACAACACACAUUCAAACUGACUUAACUUUCCUAAUUCUGUUUUCUUAGUUUUUUUCUUUCAUCCUUCCCUUCUGCUGUGAUUCUCUCUUUCUCUGUCCUUUCCCAUUUCUCUCUUUCUGCAUCUUUCUCUCUUUUCCCCCUCCCUCCUCUCUCUCCCCUCCCUCUCCUGUUCUCUUUAUCUCCUCCCCUCUCUCCCUCUAUUGCUCUCUCACCAUUUGCUCACUCACAAUACAUCCCUCCCUCACUAGUAAAGGCUUCUCUUCUCCUCGCUCAUCCCUCCAUUUUCUCUUCUUUCACAAUCCUUCUCUUUCUCAGCCAUUUUAUAUGGAAGUAUAUCUACUAAUCUUAAAUCCAAUUAAAAUCAACACCCACUCAGUAAUUGCAAAUGAACGUAGCAAUAAGGUGUAAUUACAUCCCACAGUUAUAAAUGAACUUUAAUCACUUAUCAACAAUGGGACCCAUUCAUGAAACAGGGCAGAAUGAACUUGUGUGGAUGAGUGAUUCAUAAAAACAUUCUUACAUAAAUUGUGACUUGGUAAGAAUGGCUUUACAAACAAUUCACACGGAUUUGUUUUCCCCUUGUUUCCAUGAAUGUGGGUGCAUAUUAAUUUUCAUAAUUAUAGUUAUUUAGAAUUAUUCAGCUAAAUAAUGCAAACUGAUAUUGCAUAGCCUCUCAUACCUUGCGUAUUUGUUUAAAUAUAUAUUUUGUUAUUUGUCCAUACCAAGUUUGUUUGUUAAAGUUGCGAUGUAACGAAAGUAGCAUAAGAUCUUUUCUUCUGUAUUGUGAAUGAAUGGUUUGUUUUUGUGUGUGCUUAUAAGUAUCAUUUGGAUGUAUGAAUGGAAAGUGUGUAUGGCUUAUGAAGAACAGCAAAGCUUAAAUGCUUCAUACCAGCCUGACACGGUUUAAAUGGUUACUCGUAUGUAAGACCAUAAAUGCACAUCACACAGAGCAUUUAAACAGAGAGAAUUGCUGAACGCCCGUUUCUCAGCGCACAGGCCAAAAGGUCUUCGUCUGGCACAGACUCUCUCAGAUGUACGUUUGCUCAUCCUCUGUUCUGCCAGCCUGCCUAGAAUGUGGUGUGCAUAUACGCUGUUUUUACACUGUCAAGUACAUUUUCUCUUUGUGUGCUUGCUGCAAUGUACAUGUAUCCAUAUAUGUUUAUGGUAGAGAUCAUAAUCGUUUUACAGCAUGAAUGCUUGUGUUUUCAAACAUGUUUCACAAGAGAGAACGUCUGAGUGAGACAGUUGGAGAGAGUAUCAAGAAGGGACAGAGAGAGAGAACGAAAGAAGGAAUGAAAAAGAAUGAAAAAGAGGGGGAGGGAGUGAGGGAAAAGAGCACCGUGUAUGUGUGUAUGCUUGCUUGCGCCAGAGAGAGAGAGACAGACAGAAAAAGAGAGAGGGGAGUGGGGGAGGGGAAGGCAGAGAGAGAAAUAGAGUGAGAGAGGAAAAAGAGAGCACACAUACACAGAGAACAGAGAGAGAGUGCAAGAAACACAGAGGAGAGAGUGUCUGUUCUGGUACAGACAACAUAUAAUGUAUGAAGGGGAGGGCAGCGGGUGAAUUCGAACCUGUGACUCUGCCUCAGGAUGAGAUCUCUCAAACACCUGAAGCCACAGACCAAGAAAAAUGUGGAGGAGAAGACACAGCGGCUGGUCAGAUGUUACUCUGAGGCCAUGCACCAGCAGAUGGACGCAGGGACACAGACAGACCCUGUGGUGGUCCUGUCACUGGCCCAAGCUGCUGUGUUGGGACUCAUCUCCCAGAACGAGGUCUUUGGCGCCACCAUCGCUCCCAACGGCUUUUACACCGGAGACCCCAAAGAGUCCCCCGCUCCACCAGGUGAGAGAAUGGACUACGAGUACGCUGACCAGCUCAUAGGCGCCAACGGCGACUACCUUGGGGAGAAUUUGGGCGAGGAUGGGCACAUGCACUCCAGCUGUGCUGAGAGAAGGUGGCAGGGGCAACCCGAGAACAGCAAACCCCCUGUAGGGCACCAAGACAUGGCACUGCAUGUUAAAGGAGAGGCCGUGACCCCAGGUUUGCCCUCCUGCACUCACAUGAUGAACAACAUGGUGUCCAGAGAAGGCAUGCAGAUGGUUGAUCCAUCUAGCUACAGGGUCUUGCCCAAAGCCCAACCCAACAACUGCUGCUCCACCUGUGUCCGAGACCCCAAAACUACGCAUCCUCCACCCGAUCCACAUCUACAUCCUCAUUCCCAUGGCCACAGUCACGCACCUCAUGAGGUACCCCCACGCAAUCGGGGCCACACGCAUGAAAAAGGAGUAGAUGAGGUAACUGAGGACAGGGACAAUGGGAGAAAUGGCAUGGGGAAAGCAGGAACUGGCAGCGAGGAAAUUAGCAGCUACUUUCAGCCAAGCGAGGUCGGCUAUGAAGGUGGCGAGAUGGAAGGAGUUGGAGAUUUCGAUGAGAACAGCGAGGGGAUGUUCUGGACAGAGCCGGUGGAAGGAGAGGCACCCCGUGGCCGACGAAUCGACCGACUGGACAUCAACAUCCAGAUCAACGAGUCGUACUGCGUGGAUGUCGGCGAGGGCCUAAAGCGCUGGAAGUGCCGCAUGUGUGAGAAGUCGUACACCUCCAAGUACAAUCUGGUCACGCACAUCCUGGGCCACAAUGGCAUCAAGCCACACGCGUGUCCUCACUGCGGCAAACUCUUCAAGCAGCCCAGCCACCUACAGACGCACCUGCUGACGCAUCAGGGCACGCGGCCACACAAGUGCACCGUGUGCAAGAAGGGCUUCACCCAGACCAGCCACCUGAAGCGGCACAUGCUGCAGCACACCGACGUUAAGCCCUACAGUUGCCGUUUUUGUCGCCGUGGUUUUGCAUACCCCAGUGAACUCCGUGCUCACGAAGUAAAGCAUGAACGAGGUCGCUGCCACGUUUGCUCACAGUGCGGCAUGGAGUUUCCAACCUAUGCCCACUUGAAGCGUCAUCAGGUCAGCCACCAAGGACCUUCCACCUUCCAGUGUAGCCAGUGCAACAAGUCGUUCGCCUACCGCAGCCAGCUGCAGAAUCACCUGCUGAAGCACCAAACGCAGCGCUCCUUUUCCUGCAGUCAGUGUGGCCUGCAGUUUCUUCAGCUGCAUCAGCUACGCCAACACUCCCUCACACACAAGACAAACAAGCCUCAGGCCCGUGCUACCAAGGGAACAAAAGGGUUUAAGUGUGACGUAUGUGCCCGAGAGUUUACAUUGUCUGCAAACUUAAAGAGGCACAUGUUAAUCCACGCCAGUGUCCGGCCGUUCCAGUGUCACGUGUGCUUCAAAUCUUUUGUCCAGAAACAGACCCUCAAAACUCACAUGAUCGUACACCUGCCUGUGAAACCCUUUAAGUGCAAGGUGUGUGGAAAAUCAUUUAACCGAAUGUACAACCUCCUGGGCCACAUGCACCUGCAUGCAGGAAGUAAACCCUUCAAGUGUGCAUACUGCUCGAGUAAAUUUAACCUGAAGGGAAAUCUUAGCAGACACAUGAAGGUCAAACAUGGAAUGGACGUCUCUCCAGAUGGACAAGAUGGCCCACCAGACAUGGAGCCCCAUGAGGACUAUGAGGAUGAGAACUUCAAUUUUACAGCACCGGAGAAUAUGGAAAAUAAUGAUGCGCCAAAUCUAACCAAGCUCUCUGAGGUGGCCAUCCAGGAACUUGACUAUUAUAACUUCGGGAAGGAUGUGGGAAACUACAGUACAGCAUAAAAACAGUUUGAAUUAAAGUCAAGCUGAAUAAAUGUUAAAAUAACAAAUGGCCUGUGCUGGCACUCAUCAACCAUGAGCUGAUUGAGAUGUUCCUCCAUGAGAACCACUGCUUACUUUUUUGAAGUUAUUCAUGAGCAGUAGUUGGAGGCCAUCUUGACCUCCUGGGGUUGAUCUCAUGGGGUAGCCACUCCGGUCCAGUCUUUAAUGAAACGGACCGAUAGUUUUGUGAAGAGUCCUUUGACUCCUUCCAGCGCGAACAAACAUCGACGCUGUAUUUUUAGUAUGUUGCGGAUCACAUGGUUACAUUAAUACCCGAUACAUUAGCAUCAUAUAAUGCAGGAGCAUACACAUGCACACUAUCCUCCAAAUCUAAUUUUGGUUGGGAAUAUGGGAAUAGCAGGUGCAUGCAGCCUUGUGGCCUUCAUCGGUUUGGUACCUCAGAGCGGUCUGUUAACUUAUUUUCAUUUAUAUUGCCUUUACUUACAGUAACUCUUAGAAACACACAGAGACUCCUAGUGUAAAACAAAACAAACAAAAAAAAACAUGCAAGGCCCAUGUAAAUGGUUGGAUAUCUGCAUGAGAUAGUCUUGUGUGGGUAAAAAAAAAAAAAUAAAUAAAUAAAUAAAUAAAUAAAUAAAGAAAGAAAGAAAGAAAGAAAGAAAGAAAGAAAGAAAGAAAGAAAGAAAGAAAGAAAGAAAGAAAGAAAGAGUGAGCGUGUACCUGGGCCCCGUGUACCAAAGUUACUGUUCUUCGUCUGGUACAGGACCAUACGCUGCCCAUUCCUGAGCACCACUACUGUUGCCAGAACUAAACUUCAUCUAAAGUUUGGUUUAGCAACCUGUGAGUGGAGAAUUACUGUUCUGUUGUAUUGAUUUGCUAUUUAUUUUGCACUUUGAAAAAGCCAACUAAUUACUUAUGAUGAGCCUCUUUCAUCACUGACUGUUUGAGUUCUGGUAUAAUUAAAAGAGAGAAAGCCUGUGUCACAUUCAUAGUAAGCUGUUUCUCAAGGUAACUCUGUAGAUUCUUAAAUAAACUUGUUUUUUUGAAGUUA
Messenger RNA from Labeo rohita (rohu), 5314 nucleotides. It is a transcript of the gene znf710b, whose product is annotated as zinc finger protein 710b. Bases 2140 to 4263 code for a protein of 707 amino acids. Gene Ontology annotation, molecular function: DNA-binding transcription factor activity, RNA polymerase II-specific; RNA polymerase II cis-regulatory region sequence-specific DNA binding. The record is from RefSeq and is a predicted model, not a curated record. NCBI's taxonomy places the organism in Eukaryota, Metazoa, Chordata, Actinopteri, Cypriniformes, Cyprinidae. Gene Ontology annotation, biological process: regulation of transcription by RNA polymerase II. Gene Ontology annotation, cellular component: nucleus. The transcript has 5 exons.